Molecule: messenger RNA, 351 nt
Organism: Trichoderma asperellum CBS 433.97
Lineage: Eukaryota; Fungi; Ascomycota; Sordariomycetes; Hypocreales; Hypocreaceae
Source: RefSeq, a predicted model, not a curated record
AUGGGUAUUAGCAUGGACCACGUGCAGAAUAUGAAUGGUGAUAGUGCGGGAGCCAAGGAGUGGAGAGGGGCCAUGGCCUCCAAGCAAGGUGCUGCUGCCAACCAUGUACAAGUAAGCUGCCUGCAUGGAUGGACAAGGGACUCGCACAUCGGCCCAGGCUGGCGGGAAACUUUGACGGCGAAAGAAGGCAACGGCUGGAGAGAAGAUCCGCGGCAAUGGGCCACAGGGCAAGCCGCUCAGCUGACUGGCGUCGAGACAUGCAAUGCCGGAGCACGUUGCCAAACUUGGCGUCGAAUGCUACUCGGCGCAAUCAACUUGUACUCACAGGCAAGUACGGAGCGAGAUUGGUAG